This is a messenger RNA of Achroia grisella, 2777 nucleotides long. It is a transcript of the gene Sgf11, whose product is annotated as SAGA-associated factor 11 homolog. Gene Ontology annotation, molecular function: transcription coactivator activity. The record is from RefSeq and is a predicted model, not a curated record. The transcript has 4 exons. Gene Ontology annotation, biological process: regulation of transcription by RNA polymerase II; positive regulation of DNA-templated transcription. The coding region runs from base 237 to 1163 and encodes 308 amino acids. NCBI's taxonomy places the organism in Eukaryota, Metazoa, Arthropoda, Insecta, Lepidoptera, Pyralidae. Gene Ontology annotation, cellular component: DUBm complex; SAGA complex.
GAACAAUAUUUAGUAUUGUAUAUAGAAUUGGCAACCCCGUAUCAUCUGUUGAUUCAUAUCAUUCAUCAAAGUAAUUUUGAUUCACAUUUCAUUUCCGUUCCUUCAUUCAUUUCAUUCUUAUUUAUCCGCCUAUGAUAGGCUAUGUGUUAUAAUAACUUAUACUUGUUUAAUUGAUAUUCUAUAUAUAUAAACUUCAUAAAUUGAUUUUUCCUGUAAGUGCCAGUAAGACAAUCAAAAUGAAUACCAUAUCCAGUGAGCUUAGCAUGAACGAUCUGAACCAUAAGUUUUUUGAGAUUAUGCAAAAUGAAACCUGCGUUGAAGAGGCCACAAAUUUUAUAUACGACAGUAUAUUUGAAGAUGUGACUGUAGGUAUCAUGUUUGAAUUUCAUCACGGAUUGAAGACUGGAUUGACAGAUUUGAUCGAAGGUGAAAAGGAGGAGGAUGAUGGGUACAAGAUAGUCAACUCAUCAGAUUGCGAUGUUUUUGGGUUUCCCAUUAUGAAAAAAACCCCGGAUUGCAACUGCUCGUGUCCGAACUGCGAAAGGCCGGUGUCAGCAACGAGAUUUGCUCCACACUUAGAGAAAUGCAUGGGAAUGGGCCGUAACAGCUCUCGUAUUGCAUCACGCCGCAUCGCCUCCAACAGUCGAGAACCAACUUCGUACGCUGGACUUUUGAGUGACGAUGAUGAUGACGCUGACUGGGCGGGCAGUUCAUUGCCAAGUGAGCGGCGCAAGAGAAGGAUUAAGAACAACAAUAAUCGGAAACCAAAUAAGUUACAUAACGGCAAUAGGAACAAUGGCAAUCAGAAUUCUGAUUCUCACGACGGUAGCGCCACCUAUGAGACCAUGACAACCAAUGAAAAGAAGAAUCUCCUCUUGCAGAUUUGUGGAGUAGUAUCUGAACAUACAAAGAAAUUAUGUACAAGGUCAACUCGAUGCCCUCAACAUACAGAAGAACAACGUCGCGCCCUCCGGAAUACGAUCCUCGAGCCAUCUACACCAGAGAAUCAAACGGGGCUAACUGCUGAGGAGGCCGGCUCGCCCCCUGACUCCAGCCCAUCAUCAUCAUGCUCAUCAUCCAGCCGCAAGCGAGACCGACACCGUGCGCCCCCCAAAUUGAAAAACAAACGGGAUAGGAACAUAUCACCUAAUGGUAGAGAAUAAAGUUCUAAGAUCGGCAAGGAAAAUUAAUUGACAUAUAUCGCCACUGUUGAUGAAUAUAUUGGAUUUCUUGACGGUGUUUACCAUCAAUGCAGAAUUGGUGGGAAAUUUAAAUAUAUAAAAAGACAUUUCUUGACUAUGUUUAGAAACUUGACAUUUUGAAUAUUAGCUCCUUGUAAGCGAGCCAUGUACUAUGUGUUCUUGAAAAUUCUAAAUAUGGUUCUGCACGAUUGGCAAUGAGAAUAUAAUGAAGAAUAAAAUUAAACUUAUAACCACAGGGUGUUUAUGAGAGAGUAGAAUAUAUGAUAUGACGUCAGGUGAUGAUAGUAGUGGCUAUGGAACAGAUGAUUUAAGUCCUAAUGAAUCUUUGAUUAUUUAAUGUGUUUAUAGCUUAUUUCUAUCUAUAGAAAUGAAUCGAGUCUGUAGCACAGCAUGUCAGUUACUUUUGCUAAAUUCGAUUUCAAGAAAUGUAUGUUGAAAAUAUUUUUAUGAGGAUUGAUAAACAGCUUUACAAAUCUUAUUGUAGUACAGUAGUAGAGAUGAGUUAAAUAUUAAUAAUUUUCGAACAUCAGAGUUAUUAAUAAGGCUUUGUCUUUACAUAUAAGUACUUGGGUUGUCUGUCUGUGGUUCCAUCCUACUAUGAAAUAGAGAUGAAGGCAGCAAAUGAACUAUAUUGAUGUUUCAAUGUAUAACCCUUUGCUUUAUAACUAAGGAAUGUCACUUGCUUGGACUUGUAUGCGGACGCGACUACAUUAUACAUAUGAUCUCACUUAUAUAAUAGUAUAAUAAGCCCAUAUAUUAGUAUAACUCAGUUCUAUCUGGCUACCUUGUAAGGGACCUGGCGUGAAGAUGUAGAUAGAUAUUACUAUACAUAUUUUCCAUCUAUGUAGCAGUGAAAACAAGUCGCUUGUCUUUUCCAGUUUCGACACUAUAGACUUUCUACAUUGCUGUCACUUUCUGUAGUAUAUAAGAUGCUAACAAAUUAUUUGUAUCCCCUGAUACUUUUAUAUAUAGUGUUGUAGCGAUGAUAGCUGAGCUACAUAUAACAUAUUAGCGACCCGCCCGGCGUCGCACGGAUGCAUUACAAAUCUUUGAAUUUGUCGGCUAUAUUAUAACACGCAUAUAUUAUACAUAUAAAACUGCGUCUUGAAUUAUUAUAUGUAUUGCCGAAAACUGCAUUAAAAUCCGUUGCGUAAUAUAAAAGAUAUAAGCGAACAGACAACGUCGACGUCUUUGUUUUAUACUAUGUAAAGAUUAUGUUAAUAAAUUAAUUUCAUGACUUGGUAGCAUCAAAUUAUUUAAAAAAAUCCUUUACUACUCGCAUUUUUUCACAUGUCUGUGUCAAUAACAUACAAUGAAAAAAAUACGAGUAAUUUAGGUGAUAAGACUUCAAAGAUACAUUGUAAUACGUACCAAAGUACAUUGUAACCAAAGAGACAAAAAAAAUUAAAUGCCAAUUUACACAAAACGGUAUAUUGGAUUUUUAUGUGAAAUUUUUUUUAGCAUAACACCAUAUCUGCAUGUAGAUAAUCUGGUAGCAUCUUAUAUUUAAAUACACAUUUAUAGUUGUACUAUCUACAUGAUAUUAAUAACAUUCUUCUUGAUGUUAAAUGUUAU